This is a messenger RNA of Pyrus x bretschneideri (Chinese white pear), 1199 nucleotides long. Its product is annotated as THO complex subunit 4A. Gene Ontology annotation, cellular component: nucleus. The record is from RefSeq and is a predicted model, not a curated record. Lineage: Eukaryota; Viridiplantae; Streptophyta; Magnoliopsida; Rosales; Rosaceae. Gene Ontology annotation, molecular function: mRNA binding. The transcript is spliced from 5 exons. Gene Ontology annotation, biological process: mRNA export from nucleus. Bases 141 to 956 code for a protein of 271 amino acids.
CUUCAAACUACCACCUCCACUAGAAAGCCCUAACCCACCUCCACUAGAAAACCCUAACCCUCUCUCUCUCUCUCUCUCUCUCUCUCUCUCUCUCCACUUUCUCGCUCCUAGGGUUUCGUUUCUUGCUCUAGUCAAACAAGAUGCAGGACCCUCUAAGCAUGUCCCUGGACGACCUCAUCAAGACCAGCAAGAAAUCCGGAUCCGGUAACACCCGAGGUCGCGGCGGCCGGGGGCCUUCCGGACCCGGACCAGCCCGCCGCUUGCCCAAUCGAGGCGCCAAUCGCGCGGCACCGUACGUGGCUGCGGCCAAGGCGCCGGAGACUGCGUGGCAACACGACAUGUAUGGGGAUCUUGGGGCUGCGCCGUACGCGGCUCCAGCUGGAAGAGCCUCGGCUAUCGAAACCGGAACCAAGCUCUACAUCUCCAAUCUCGAUUAUGGCGUUUCCAACGAGGACAUUAAGGAAUUGUUUUCUGAGGUUGGUGACCUGAAACGUUAUGGAGUACAUUAUGACAGAAGUGGGAGAUCAAAGGGAACGGCAGACGUAGUUUUCUCACGACGAACGGAUGCUGCGGCGGCUGUUAAAAGAUACAACAAUGUUCAACUUGAUGGGAAGCCGAUGAAGAUUGAGAUUGUAGGAACGAACAUUGGGACACCUGGCGCCCCACCUGCGUUCCUGCCUGCUCCUAAUGUAGCUUUUGGAAAUCGGAAUGGACCACCCAUGGGCAGUGGACAAAGUAGGGGUGGUGCAUUUGGACGUAUACGUGGCGGCGGCGGUGGCGGUGGCGGUGGCGGUGGCGGUGGCGGCGGUGGCCGCGGUGGCCGUGGUCCUAGAAGGGGCGGUGGUGGACGUGGAAGUGGAAGAGGCCGUGGUGAAAAGGACCAAAAGGUUUCUGCUGAAGAUCUUGAUGCCGAGCUAGAGAAGUACCAUGCAGCAGCAGAAUCAAUGCAAGAGUAAAUUGAAAUCAGCUGUGUGAAGCGUCGGCUAUAUUACAUCUUUUAUGGCUCAUUAGGUCCUUGGUGAUUUGACAACCUCAUCUAUUUUCUGUAUUUCUAUUGAAGCCGAAAUUCCUAGAGAGAAAAAUCAUGAUUAGGAACAGCUCUUAGAAUCUUGCUUACGGAUGUUGGGUGCUUAUUAUGUUUGUUUAAACAUGGGUAUGAAAUAUGUGAGUUAAUGGACAGUUUCAGUACUUGAACUGAA